Molecule: messenger RNA, 602 nt
Organism: Dermacentor silvarum
Lineage: Eukaryota; Metazoa; Arthropoda; Arachnida; Ixodida; Ixodidae
Exons: 3
Coding region: 70-477 (135 amino acids)
Source: RefSeq, a predicted model, not a curated record
GCGCUCCUGUGAUGGAGACGACGAGCAGGGUGCGGCAAUGCCCCGGAGGCUAGGACACAGCGGGACGCCAUGGACGACGGUGCCUGGCGCAGGAGUCGGCGCCAGCCGGGCGGCGACGAAGUCAAGGAGGCGGCGGACGCCCAGUGGACCUCUUUCGACGUCUGGCUACCGGCGCUGACCGCAGGCACUGUGACUGGCGCGCUGCACUUCUGGACGCUGCGACCACCCGCCAUCUUGCGCAAGAGUGUGGUUGCGGCUGCCGGCGCCUGCAUGGGCACCCUGCUCGUCGGCUGCUUCGUCAACGUCCGGCGGGACGCCAGGGCGAUCAAGAAUUCAGCACCGCCCAUGCAGCCGGAGCUGGCCCGGUCGUGGGACGAUGACGAUCACCGACCAGCGUACACCGAUGACCUGCCCAGGGGACAGAGGCUGCCGCGGAAGUCCAUAGGGCUGAAGAACUUCCGCAUGGAUGACGCCUAGCACCGUCCGCGUACAAACCACCCGGGGGCCACCCGCACCGCUUUGCUGCGCACCAUGAGCAGCACCUAUAUCGCAAAAAUUCACUGACGCACUCUACAGACCGUCAUAGACCAAGUCAUAGUCGA